AUGUCACUGAAUUUUGACCGAGGGACCAAGCUCCGGUCACUCAAACUCAAUAGCAAUAAUUUAGAAGGGAAGCUGCCAAAAUCAUUAGCAAAUUGUUCCAGGCUAGAGCUUUUGGACCUUGGCAACAAUAUGAUAUGUGAUAGGUUCCCUUCUUGGUUGAAGAAAUUGCCCGCAUUGAGAGUUUUUGUAUUGAGAAAAAAUAAAUUCUACGGUCCAAUAGUUGAUCAUACUUCAGAUGCAAAAAUCUUCCCAGUGUUGCAAACAAUGAACCUUGCUUCGAACAAGUUUUCGGAGGAACUGUCUAUUGAAUUCUUCCUAUCUCUGAGGGCAACGAUGGUGACUAAUGCAAGUGAUGGCAGCCAAAAUAUAUUCUUCUGUGGGAAAAUUCCUGAAGGGAUCAGAAAUCUCAAAGCACUAAUAGUGCUAAACUUGUCUCGAAAAGGAUUCAUGGGCCGAAUCCCAUCACUUGGAAGCUUGACUGAACUGGAGUCAUUAGACCUCUCACGGAACAAACUCUCAGGAAAUUCCUCCUCAAUUGACGAGCCGGAAUUUUCUUGA
Molecule: messenger RNA, 558 nt
Organism: Durio zibethinus
Lineage: Eukaryota; Viridiplantae; Streptophyta; Magnoliopsida; Malvales; Malvaceae
Product: receptor-like protein 20
Molecular function (GO): protein binding
Source: RefSeq, a predicted model, not a curated record